Molecule: messenger RNA, 7267 nt
Organism: Patella vulgata (common limpet)
Lineage: Eukaryota; Metazoa; Mollusca; Gastropoda; Patellidae
Product: alpha-aminoadipic semialdehyde synthase, mitochondrial
Exons: 22
Coding region: 118-3012 (964 amino acids)
Cellular component (GO): cytoplasm
Molecular function (GO): saccharopine dehydrogenase activity
Source: RefSeq, a predicted model, not a curated record
CGACAAGGAAAUUAUAUAGAGGAUAUUUGUCGUUUUAGAGUGAAAAACAUAUUUUAUUUCAUCUCUAAGCAAGAAAACGUUUAUAUUUUCACUCAUGCAUUCACGACAAAACGACAAAUGUUCUAUUUACUUUAUGAUUUUACAAUCAUUUUAGGUUUGAAGAGAAGAAAAUCAGCAAAAUUUUUAGUCGAAGUGAUAAGAAUGUUACACAGAAUAUGUAAACAACAAGUAUUAAUUCGUCAUCUUCAGUAUGGUGUUCGAGGUCAAACACAAAUUAGCAGAAGUCAACAUGUGAUAGCUAUCAGACGCGAGACCAUUAAUGUAUGGGAGAGACGUGCUCCACUCUCCCCUGCCCAUGUGGGACGAUUGGUUAAAAGUGGAGUAAAGAUCAUCGUACAACCAUCCAACAGACGUGCCUAUAAUAUGCAGGAAUACGCUGAUAGAGGUGCUAUUAUUCAGGAAAAUUUGAGUGAAGCUUCUUUAGUAGUUGGUGUAAAACAAGUACCUAUAGAUGAUCUGAUGCCUGAUAGAUCUUACGCUUUCUUCUCACAUACUAUCAAAGCCCAAGAAGCUAAUAUGCCAUUACUUGAUGCUAUUAUACAUAAGAAUAUUCGUCUAAUUGAUUAUGAGAAGAUGGUAGAUGAUAAAGGCCAUCGUGUGGUAGCAUUUGGUAAAUAUGCUGGUGUAUCUGGUAUGAUAAACAUUCUACAUGGUAUGGGUCUACGUCUGUUAGCUCUUGGGCAUCAUACUCCAUUUAUGCAUAUAGGACCUAGUCAUAAUUACAGAAAUACAGAAAUGGCUAGACAAGCUGUUAGAGAUGCUGGAUAUGAAAUAGCUUUAGGUCGUCUUCCAAAAUCAUUAGGACCAUUAACUUUUGUGUUCACUGGUUCAGGUAAUGUGUCGCAAGGAGCUCAAGAAGUAUUCCAAGAAUUACCACAUGAAUAUAUUGAACCAGAAUAUUUACCAAAAAUAGCUCGACAAGGCAGCACUAGUAAAGUGUAUGUUUGUGUGGUGAGUAGAGAUGAUCACUAUAUUCGUAAAGAUGGUGGAAAAUUUAAUGCAGACGAAUUUGAAGAGCAUCCAGAACUUUAUGCUUCAGCUUUCAGUCAUAAGAUUGCUCCCUAUGCGUCAGUUAUUAUAAAUGGCAUUUACUGGGCACCAAAUUCUCCAAGACUUAUCUCCAUACCAGAAGCUAAAGUACUUCUCCGUCCACUAGAUUCACCUUGGAUACCUUCCAGUCCUGGAUGUCCACAGCUACCACAUCGUCUGCUAGCUAUCUGUGAUAUUUCAGCUGAUCCCGGUGGUUCAAUAGAAUUCAUGAAAGAAUGUACAACUAUUGAUAAACCAUUUUGUUUAUAUGAUGCUGAACAAAAUAUGGAAACUGAAAGUUUUGCUGGUAGUGGUGUACUAAUAUGUUCUAUAGACAAUAUGCCAGCACAGAUACCUAGAGAAGCUACAGAUUUCUUUGGUAGUUUACUUCUUCCUUAUAUUCAUGACAUGAUCAAAUCUAAUGCCAAAACUUCAUUUGAAGACUAUGACGCAAAUCCUGUAGUAAAAAACGCUGUUAUUGCUUCCAAUGGACAACUUACACCUAAUUAUGAGUACAUAGCAGAAUUGAGAAAACAGUCAAAGUCUGUUUCUACAUCACCCAAUUCAGAUAAAGAUAUAGAGAAAAGAGUUUUGAUACUAGGAGCUGGUUAUGUUUCACAUCCGGCUAUAGAAUAUUUAUUACGUGAUAAAAAGUUACAUGUUACAGUAGCUUCACAAUACAGUGAUGAAUUGGAUGUUAUUUCCAAGAAGUGUCCUAACGCUGAAACAGUUGUUUUAGAUGUAGAAGGUCAAAUAGGAAGUCUAGAUAAACUUGUUCCUGAAAAUGAUGUAGUUGUCAGCUUGUUACCAUACAGUCUACAUCCGGAAGUUGCAAACUCAUGUAUUAAACAUAAUACUAAUAUGGUAACGGCCAGCUAUGUUUCACCAGCCAUGCAAGAACUUGAUCAACGUGCUAAAGAUGCUGGCAUAACAUUAUUAAAUGAAGUAGGAGUUGAUCCUGGUAUCGACCAUAUGAUAGCCAUGCAGUGUUUUGAUGAGGUUAAAAAAGAUGGUGGUGAGAUUACUUCAUAUAUUUCAUGGUGUGGAGGAUUACCAGCACCGGAAUGUUCCAAUGUACCAUUACAUUAUAAAUUUAGUUGGUCCCCUACAGGUGUUAUGAUGAACUGUUUAGCGGGCGCUAAAUAUAAAUUAAACAAUAAAAUUAUUGAUAUUCCAGGUGAGGGUGGGUUAUUGAAUGUUGCUUCUAAACUUCAGUUUAUGCCAGGCUUUGCUUUGGAAGGAUUCCCAAACCGGGAUUCGACAUCUUAUGCUAAAGCUUAUGGCAUCGACAAUGUUGGCACCAUUUUGAGAGGAACAAUAAGAUAUGAGGGAUUUUCCCGGCAGAUUAAAGGAUUAAUGGCAUUAGGGUUAUUUGAUACCAAUCCUCAUUCUAAUCUGCAUCCAAAUGGACCAGAAUUAUCUUGGAAAUCUUUCCUGUGCGAUUUAUUUGGUAAAUCUCCUGAUAUUUUAUCUGAUACAUUAAAAGAUUUAGUUUAUGAGAAAGUUAAUAAAGAUGAUUACUGUUUAAAUUCCAUAGUAGAGCUUGGUCUGUUAGAUGAUAAACCAUUAGAUAAACAAGGUUCACCAUUUUAUACCCUGUCCAAUUAUCUGGCUAAAAGACUCAGAUAUGGUCUAAAUGAACGUGACAUGCUGUUAAUGCAUCAUGAUGUAGAAAUUAAAUGGCCAGAUCAAACAUUAGAAAGACGUCAGUAUAAUUUAGUUGCAUAUGGUGAUGUCAAUGGUUACUCAGCCAUGGCUAAAACAGUCGGUUUGCCAACUGCCAUUGCCACAAAGAUGGUUUUAGAAGGUGAAAUUCAAACUACAGGUGUCUUAGGUCCAUUUACUCUAGACCUGUAUAAUCCGAUCUUAUCUCGACUUAAACAAGAAGGUAUAUCAGCUAUACAAAAUACAGCCUGGUUGUAAGACAGACUUUAAAAAAAUGGCUAUAUUGUUUUUAUUGUUAUAGUAUUAUUUACCUUUGAUAGAAUUUUAUUAAGAAAGUGCUGUGAGAUUUUGUUUUGGUUGAUGACUGAAGAUUGAUAUGACAUUGUUAUACGCCCACAUUUUCAUGUGGACGUAUAUUGUCGUCGCCCCUGUCUGUCCGUCCGUCCGUCCACAAUUGUUUGUGAACAGGUCUACAGGUCACAAUUUUUAUCCGAUUUCAAUGAAACUUGAAAUAUAGGUUUAUCCCCCUAAGAUCUCGUUUCCUUUCGAUAUUGGCAUAUAUCGGACUGUAACUUCAUGGAUUAUGGCCCCUGAUUGUACGAAAAAUCACGUUUUUAGCUUGUGAACACUGUAGAGGUCACAAUUUUUAUCCGAUUUGGUUUAAACUUGAAACGUAUGCUUAUAACCCAAAGAUCUCGGUUCCUUUCAAUAUUCGCGCAUAUCGAAACGUCACUUCUUGAAUUAUGGCCCCUGAUUGUACGAAAAAUCACGUUUUUAGCUUGUGGACCCUAUGGAGGUCAUAAUUUUUAUCCGAUUUAAAAAAAAGUAUUAUUAUAUCACCGUUACACCCUAAGAACGGCUGAGUUCGAAUUUCAUGAAAAUCGGCCUAAAACUGACAGACAAAAUGGCCGCCGUUCGUGCUCAAAUAGCGUAAAAAUAUGGUAUAUCAAGGUUGUGGACCCUAUAGAGGUCACAAUUUUUAUCCGAUUUUGUUGAACCUUGAAAUGUAAGUUUAUAACCCAAAGAUCUCCGUUCCUUGCGAUAUUCGCACAUAUCGAAAUGUAACUUCCUGGAUUAUGGCCCCUGAUUGUACGAAAAAUCGCGUUUUUACCUUGUGGACCUUAUAGAGGUCAUAAUUUUUAUCCGAUUUAAAAAAACGUAUUAUUAUAUCACUGUUAAACCCAAAGGACGGCUGAGUUUGAAUUUCGUGAAAAUCGGCCCAAAACUGACAGACAAAAUGGCCGCCGUUCGUUCUCAAAUAGCGUAAAAAUAUGGUAUAUCAAGGUUGUUAACCCUAUAGAGGUCACAAUUUUUAUCUGAUUUUGUUGAAACUUGAAAUGUAAGUUUAUAACCCAAAGAUCUCCGUUCCUUACGUUAUUCGAACAUAUCGGAAUGUAACUUCCAGAAUUAUGGCCCCUGAUUGUACGUGAAAAAUCACGUUUUUAGCUUGUGGAUCUUAUAGAGGUCAUAAUUUUUAUCCGAUAUAAAAAAACGUAUUACUAUAUCACCUUUACACCCUAAGGACGACUGAGUUCGAAUUUCGUGAAAAUCAGCCUAAAAUUGACAGACAAAAUGGCCGCCGUUAUGGUAUAUCUAAGUUGUGGACCCUAUAGAGGUCACAAUUUUUAUCCGAUUUUGUUGAAACUUGAAAUGUAAGUUUAUAACCAACAGAUCUCGGUUCCUUUCAAUAUUCGCGCAUAUCAAAUUGUAAUUUCCUGAAUUAUGGCCCUUGAUUGCAGGAAAAAUCACUUUCUUUUUAGCUUGUUCUCUAUCCAUCUCUCGAAAAUGUGGUCGUAUCCUGCCUGACAGCCGCUGGUUUAUUCAUUGUCUUCAGUAUUGUUUUUGAUCACACUAUAGCUUUAGUUGUGUUCAAAUUUUGUUGCUAAAUAUCUGAAUAUAUAUGAUACUAGUUUUUAUGUGACAAAGUCCGUGUUUGAUUUAUACAGUCAUGUACAGCAUUCUAGAGAAAUGUCCGUAUUCAUAAUUUUUCUCAUGUGAAAACAAAUGUCAAAUAUUUACUUAAAUGGUGUCUCAAAUACUACUUAUCAGCAAGAAGUCAUAAUGACCUCUGUGUCAGGGUUAGACACCUGAAUUAACGAUUAUGCUAUAUUAUAUGAAAUCUACUUUUCACAUGGACAACAUAUACAUGUAUCUCUUUCCAUCAACGAUUGUGUGAAGAAAUAAUAUGUGUAUUUCCAGUCUAGUUUUCUGUUCGCUUUUUAUACGCCCACAUAGGAACGUUGGACGUAUAUUGCCGUCGCCCCCGUCUGUCUGUCCAUCGGUCUGUCCGUCCAUCGUCCACAAUUUCUUGUGAACGCUCUAACGCCAAAAGUUAUCAUCCAAUUGUUUUAAAAUUGAUAUAUGUUGUUUACAUUAGUGAGAUGAAGAAGCCUAUAUAAUUUCAAUAAUUUCCGUUUAUAACGUCUAGAGUUAUGGCCCUUGUUUCACUUUGUUGAACCUUGUUGUGAAAUUUAUAUGCAAUAUUUAAAUUAGGGACACGAAGAUGCCUAUUGAAUUUCAGCAAUUUCUGUUUAUUACGUCUAGAGUUAUGGCCCUUGUUUCACUUUAUUGAACUUUGUGAAUGCUCCAACAUCAAAAGUUAUCUGCCGAUCUGUAUGAAAUUUACAUGCAUCAUUUAAAUUAGUAAAGAGAAGAAUUCUAUUGAAUUUCAGCAAUUUCCGUUUAUUACUUCUAGAGUUAUUGCCCUUGUUCCACUUUGUUCAACCUUGUUAAUGCUCGAUUGAUAAAAGUUAUCAUCUGAUAUGUAUGAAAUUUAUAUGCAUCAUUUAAAUUUGUGAAACGAAAAAGCCUGUCAAAUUUCAACAAUUUCUGUAGAUUACUUCCAGAGUUGAGACUCUUGUUUCAAUUUGUAGAACCUUGUGAACCCUCAAACGGCAAAAAUUAUAAUCUGGCCUGUAUGGAACUGUCGUGGAAAGGUCCCCAAAAACCUACAAAGGAAUAAAUAUGCGUCGACCACUCGGACGAUUUAGCCGCUGUGAGCGUAUGUUUCGUUGCCUGGCAACCUAUCUUUGUUAAAUGUUAUCAGUAAUAUUUCCUACUUGAAAGGAAAAAAUUCCAUAAAAUAGUUGCCAAAGAUUUAUUCGUUACAGAGUGUUCCAAAUAAAGAAUUGUUAUAAUAAAAAUUGUAAUUCAAGAAAGAGGCUGUGAAAUUUCCUUUAAGUUAAGCAUUUGUUAUAGGAAAAUAUGUUUUCUAUUUAAAAUAUCUGUUUUCUAUUUAAAAUAUCUGUUUUCUAUUUAAAAUAUCUGUUUUCUAUUUAAAAUAAUACUCUUGGAUUCAUUUCAUAGUAGUAGAAAAAUUGUAUGUAUGUUUUGGUGGGGGGGUUUUGGUCAGAUUAGUGUAUACUGGUUUUAUGAUGAUUUUAAAAAAAGGAUAUCUUUGUUAGAUAUAUAAGAUUUGGUAAUAUACAAUAAAUAUAGCUAUAUCUAUGUUAGAUAUAUUAGGGUUGGUAAUAUUCAAUAAGUAUAGCUAUAUCUGUGUUAGAUUUAUUAGGUUUGGUAAUAUAUACUCUUCAAAAAAAGUAGGGGAUAUUGAAAUGCAAAUACCUAUGCAGGUUGUGAUAUGAUAAAUAGUCAUGGACACUUGACAUACACGUGUGAGGGGUUCAUUGUCAAAUUUGACACUUCAAGGAAGGGUUGAUGAAAACUGCCGCGUGCUGGUUUAUCUAUCCAUGUUUGCUUUCCUAUCGGUUCUUGCAUAAGAUUUACUGUUUUGCGUAUUUUUGCUUUAGAGUGUUAUGUUUAAUUUGAUCGGGAGACCUGUUCAUCGACGUCAACCGACAACACUGCAAGAAUUGGCCGUGGCACUGCAAGAGGAGUGGGUGAGAUUGCCCCAAAACGUGAUUGGACGGUUGGUUAGGAGCAUGCCACAACGAAUUGCUGAAUGUCUGAGGAUUGGUGGAGCAAUUACUCAUUAUAAAGACAAAAAUCAAAAAUGUCUAUUUUCACUUUUGACGGUGUUCCUCUUUGUGAGUGAAAUGGGGCCGUCAGAUAAGCCGCCCAUAUGAACUGUUUAUGUUCAUGUGUAGGCAAUUGGCCUGUUAUCAACAUUCACUGGUUACCUCUAAUAAAAACAGCAGUGCAUUUCCACAGUUUGGUAUUGUUUCUGAAUAUCCCCUACUUUUUUUGAAGAGUAUAUAACAAAUAUAGCUAUAUAUCUUUGGCAGUACUAUUUAAUAAAUCUGGGUAUAUUUACUUUGGUAAAAGGCUAUAUAUUUAUGUGUCUUUGUUUAUGGUUUACUUAUUGCCGCUAACUAAAUUAAUAAGUAAUUAUGUAAUUAACUGAAAUUGCGAUGCAGUAAUGACGGGUUUCACUGGUGCCACGUUACCCUUGAACUUGUUUCACCUCCGGUGCCACGUUACCUUUGAACUUAUUUCACUUUCGGUACCAGUGAAACCGUUAAACAGAGAUCCACAUAAACAUUACACACAUGUUAUAAAAUGGACGCAGAAUCAACGAAAUCCAGCAAUAUUAAAUACAUUUAUACAUUUGUUA